Messenger RNA from Acanthisitta chloris (rifleman), 1592 nucleotides. RefSeq names its product DEP domain containing 7 (gene DEPDC7). The record is from RefSeq and is a predicted model, not a curated record. Gene Ontology annotation, biological process: intracellular signal transduction. The transcript has 8 exons. The annotation marks the transcript as partial. NCBI's taxonomy places the organism in Eukaryota, Metazoa, Chordata, Aves, Passeriformes, Acanthisittidae.
GCUUUAGCUUGGCACAGAAACCCUUUGGAGCAACCUAUGUCUGGAGCAGCAUUAUCAAUGUUCUUCAAACUCAAGUGGAAGUGAAAAAGCGUCGCCAGAACCUGAAGUGCUACCAUGACUGUUUCAUUGGGUCAGAUGCAGUGGAUGUUGUCUUUGCCCAUCUCCUACAGAACAAGUACUUUGGGGACGUGGAUAUCUCCCGAGCUAAGAUAGUUCGUGUCUGCCAGGCACUGAUGGAUUACAAAGUGUUUGAGGCUGUUUCAACCAGGGUCUUUGGCAAAGACAAACGCUCUGUGUUUGAGGACAGCAGCAGCAGCCUCUACAGAUUCACAAACACCUCCAGCCAAACAGAACUUGAUAAGGAUUACCAGCAAAGAUAUGAGAAGAGCAUGUUCCACUCUCCUCCUGUCAAACCAGAAAGCUUGGAGGACCUCUGGGAGAACCUGAGCCUAAAGCCUGCGAGUUCCCCACAAAUGAACAUCUCAGACAGUUUGUCCCGUCGAGUUAUUAAUGAAGUGUGGCAAGAACAAACAAUUGCUCGUCUGCUGCAGCUGGUUGACCUUCCACUCCUGGAGUCUUUACUUGAGCACCAAGAGAUCAGACCUCAGCUUCCUCCCCCCAGGAACGGACCUGGGUAUGUCAUCACCAGUAACUACCUGGACAGAGAGAUUCUCAAGGCUUUCAGUGACUCACAGACUGAUGAAUGGCUCUCAGCAGCAAUAGAUUGCUUGGAGUAUCUUCCAGAUCACAUGGUGGUAGAUAUUAGCAGGAACUUGCCUGAUCAGCCAGAGAAAGCAGAUACAUGGAAACUGCUGCUGUUUGAAAACAUUGGUAGAUACUACAGCCAGAAAAAGGAGCCACUGCUGAGCCAUGCAUCUGAAAUUCAUCUGGGAAUUGCAGAACUCUUGGUGAAUGGGAAGAUGGAGCAAUCUUUAGAAGCUCUUCAGCUCUAUUUGAAACUUCUGGACAGCCAAGUCAGGGAGGAGUUCAGAAGACUCCUGUAUUUCAUGGCUGUUGCAGCACAUAAUUCUGAGCUCAAACUACAGAAGGAGAGUGACAACAGGAUGGUUGUGAAAAGAACCUUCUCUAAAGCUAUUAUCAACAAUAAAAACUUAUCCAGAGGGAAAACUGACCUCCUGAUACUGUUCCUUGUGGACAACCAGAGAGAUGUUUUAAAGAUCCCAGGGGCACUGCAUAAAAUGGUCAGCAAUAAGCUGCUGGCUUUGCAGAAAGGCCAAGAUCCCAACAAGAUAACAGGCUAUACCUUCUGCCAAAAACUUGAUGAAAGAGAGUAUCGCUCCAACACAGAGAAGACCACAAAAGAUGAGCUGUUCUCUCUGUUGAAAGCUAUUGAUGAAGAUUCAAAGCUCUCUGACAAAGAGAGAAAGAGGCUGCUAGGUCAGUUUCAUAGUAGUAAUCCAAGUAUUUUUAUGCAGUAUUUUGGAGACAGAGUUACUGAUCUGUGUGUGUGACUUCAAAUAUAGAUUCCUUUGUAUACCCUGGCAUUGAAAACACUAAUAUAUUUGUAAAUCUUUUUGUAUUCAUAUAUCUGUCUAAUAAAAUUAUUUUGUGGAAAUGAAGGGAAUUUAUGC